This is a messenger RNA of Mesorhabditis belari, 483 nucleotides long. NCBI's taxonomy places the organism in Eukaryota, Metazoa, Nematoda, Chromadorea, Rhabditida, Rhabditidae. The record is from the annotation of a GenBank genome assembly.
AUGGCCGCGGAUGGAGGAGUACUUCUUGAUGGACGACCGUUUUGGUUGGAACAAAGCGAUGACGAUCUUCCCACCGACGAUGAUCUUCCGAUGAAUGCCGAAGUGGUGCUGGAGGUGUGGGCCGGAAAGAUCAAACUUGUACCCAUGCCUACAAUCCCAAUCAAGCUCGAUCCGAUGGCUGCCCAAAGCCAGCUGAGCGACAAGGAUCCGCUUUUCUUCAACAAACAAGUGCUUUUCGGGAACACGGUGCGCACGAUGAUCAAUGCAACUGAUAAUUGCAAUACAACUUCUUCGGAUGAUCGUAGUGAGUUAAGCGCCUGCAAUCAAAUCUCAGACAUUCAAGCGUCCAUCGAUGCAAAUAGGGAAAAACAGCUGACUUUUGUUGAGCCAAAAGAUAUCGUCAGGUACACGGCAAAGAAGCUUCGUCGAGACAUGUUUCAUAAGAGUACAAUCUCGGAUCGCACAAUGAAAGGAAGAAAAAAG